AUGGACGACUUCGAGUAUUAUUUCCUCCCAAAUGAGGAGGAGUCGGAGCAGGUGAAGGGAGCCAAACUGGAGCUGCACAAUGUGCUGAAGCGAAACAGAGAAAGGCACAGCAGGGUGAACAAGCCGAUGAAGGCGGCAUCCAAUGUGAUAUCGCUCCUUGGUGAGAAGGAGGAUGCGUCGAAGGGGAAGAUGGAAGGAUCUGCCCCUUGGGGCGAUGGGGAGGAAGGGCGCUACAGAGGCAUGAACCACACCUCUGCCAGAAUAGGAGAGCAAUGCUCCAAAAGGAGGAGGACUAACAAAGCAGACACGAAGCUCCAAACAGGGGGAGAGGAAGAAGUACCUAGUGAAGGCCCCCCUGUAGGUGAAAACUCAAAUGAAGACAAUCAAAACAGUGAGGUCAAUACGGAAGGGCCAAUUCAACCUGGUGACAACGUGGGGGAAACUUCAUUCGAGGGAGACCGAAAAGGUAAAAGAAAAUUCAAUGAGGAUAAUAUUACCCACAAUGGGAAAAGCGCCACUAUGGGUGACGAUGAAGAUAAGGGGGACACUUCAAUGAAGUGGACAGCAACGGGAGGAAGUGCCAAAAGUCGAAGCAACAGUUGCGGUGGCACUUCUGAUGAGGGAGACCAGUUAGAUCCUCUAUCCUCGGGAAGGUCCUCCUCGACGGAUUACCUUUCCCAUGAUAAGGGGAAAAAAGAAGGGAAGGUCAAAAUGGAGACGCACCCCCCCGGGGGGAAUGGCCAAGUGUCGACCAGGUUAGCAUCUGGAAUGGCAGAUAAUAAUACCGCUGCAACUAGUGCGUCUACCAUAGGGAGGGAGGGAAGAACGCCUCGAAGUAGUGGACAGGGCCGAGUACCCGAGCAGCCAAAGCGGGAAAGGAAAAAGUACAGCGGGAUCAUGCUGCUACACAAAUUUAAAAUAAACUACCAAAGUCUGACCGAGUCGGAAAAAAAGUACUACCGCUACAUGAUGAAGAAGCUGCGUGUGCAUUACGAUCACGAGAGGCACAUUUUCUACACAGACGACGUAUUCACGAAAUGUUUUACGGAAAGGGUUCGACAAGAAAAGGGGAAUUUCAACUAUCUGGGCUAUUUAGAAUAUGCCUGCUUCUACAUCCUCGAAUGGUUAACCCCAACAAGGGAGGAAAAAUUGUUAAAACAAAAAUCGUUGGUAAAGUUGGAAGUCGUGGUGAAGUCACUUUUUCCAAAGGCUACGAUGCAACCGUUUGGGUCGUUCGUUACAGGAUUGUCUAUCCCCGGUAGUGACCUCGAUGUGUGUUUUCUAAACAUCCCUUUAGACGACCUCGAUGCGUUGCUAACCAUUUCGUACGCCUUAGUCAAACUAGAAAUGGUAGCAGACAUAAGAAUAAUAAAAGAUGCACGGGUGAAGAUUCUAAAAUAUACGGAUAAAGAAACGGGGGUUCAGGUAGAUGUGUGUACAAAUCAACUCUCUUCAAGACAAACAACAGAUUUUAUAAAAAGUAAAAUGGAAAAAUAUGUAUAUUUGAGACCGUUAGUUAUUCUGUUAAAGUUUUUUCUGAACUCAAGAAAUUUGAAUGAGACCUACAUAGGUGGGAUUGGUUCUUUCCUUCUGUGCUGUAUGGUCUUGCAUUUCUUACAGCUCCACCCUACUACCUUCGACUGGAAUGUUUUCAACAACAGCUACCUGGUGAAAUUGCUCCUCGAGUUCUUUAGCUUCUACAGUAUUGACUAUAAGGUGGAUUAUAAUUGCACCGUUUUGCGAGGCCUAGGACAUGUCAUGCCAAGAUAUCUGCGUAGAGAGUUCGAACCGGGAAACCGACUCUGCUUUGAAAACCCUAUUGAUACUUCACUGGACAUUGGGAAAAAUGCCUACAAAAUUAGGUAUGUGUUUUAUCUGUUCAGCCACCAGUUUUGCGCUCUGACGAGCUUGAUUGGGGGGUUGCGUGGCAAAGCGGGGGAGGCCCUUUUGGCCGUCGACGGUUCGAACGGCGAAGCGGCGGGCGAAGUGAGGGACAAUGUGGAAGAGAAACAGGACAGCUACGUGGCGGAAACGGGCGGCAACAUGGGAUGCAACAUGGGAGAUGACGUCGGAGGAACGGAAGACCAACUGAGUCGGUACACCGAGGGAGACAAACUAAACGCAGCCAGCUCCAUUUUCCCCCUCUUCUUCGCCAACUUUUUCAACCCAGAUAGCAUCGUCUUCACGAAGCGACUCAAGGCUAACUUCCCCAACCCGCAGUGGAACAUGAGCCACUUUGACUUUUCCAUCACCACGGAGGAGAAACACAAGUUGCUGGAAAUGCUUCGGGAGGAGUGGGCCUCCUACUUCGAUCAGGGCGUUCCCCCCGAGUCUGCAACUUUGUUCGCCGCCUUCGACAAGGCCUUCCCCUUCUCCCUGGAUCUGUACAACAACGCGUUUCGGUACGCCUAG
Plasmodium coatneyi is the source of this 2412-nucleotide messenger RNA. RefSeq lists its product as uncharacterized. Gene Ontology annotation, biological process: RNA 3'-end processing. Gene Ontology annotation, molecular function: mRNA binding; poly(A) RNA polymerase activity. NCBI's taxonomy places the organism in Eukaryota, Apicomplexa, Aconoidasida, Haemosporida, Plasmodiidae. Gene Ontology annotation, cellular component: nucleolus; TRAMP complex. Bases 1 to 2412 code for a protein of 803 amino acids. The record is from RefSeq and is a predicted model, not a curated record. The transcript has a single exon.